AUAACGGCACAUACUUUCAGAGCCUGCGGGGAGCGCAAAUCCGCCGCAAUCUCAGUCAACGAAGAGACGUUGUCUCGCGUGCAUCAACAGGUGUUUUUGCCCGUGCAAAGUACAUUUAUCAGCAUGGGGAUCACAUAUGUAUGCAGUGUGGUAGCUCUGCUUACCGUACUUCUUGUGACGACAGAAGCUGGAGAUAUGAUGCGGAAAAGCAUUGUUUUCGACAAAAAUACUCCAGACGUAUUCUACUGUCCACAACAGAAACCGACUGGCUUUGAGAAAAUGCUCGUGACCGCAAAACCAUUAUCAAGACUUUGCCAAUUUGAAGGAAAACCGAUCCCACCAGAUUACAAGAGCGAUUGUUAUAAUGAUGUAGACGAAACCGAAUAUGCGUGUAAAGAGAAGUACAGAAUCAUGAAGCGAUUCAGAAACAAAGCGGAGGGAGAUGAGAACACCAUGGAUGACUUCGUCGAGAAAUAGAUGAGAAAUUGAUGCUGCACGAUCGAACAUCGCGUGCAAUUUUGCAAAUAGUCAUGCCGGGUCCUCCACUAAUGCUCAAGCUUGCAAUCUCCAGUCCCAUAAUUACAAAGCAUUACAUUUUUGAUUACUAAAUUCAAACUGCCAAUUAGUUUAUUAAUAGACAUAAGUUUUUAACUGUUUUAUAAAACAAUUAAAUAAUUAUUACAAAUGAAACAAUUAAUUAAUUAAAUCAUUAAUAUAAACAUUUAAGACGUUCUUAUAGCACGUAACAAUGUUGAAUGUUUUUAGAGAAUUGAUUUUCACAGUUAUAAUUUUUUUUAUGUUUUGUGACAUGAAAUAUUUAAUAUUUCCUUUUUUUCUUUAUAUUAAAAUUAAGAUUUUAUCGGUGCUAUUUUGUAGUUUCCGAGCUUGGUGGCCGGAAUUUGUAAUAUUUUUUUAAAUAAUAACAUUAAUAAAACUAACAAAUAAUUGGAGUUGGGCAAAUUGAUCAUUACAUUUCCAAAUAAGCUUCGAUGAUUGUGAUAACCGAUAUCUAAUAACCGAUUGCACAUUAACUUGCAUUAUUUUGUUUUGUCCUUUCGUUUGAUUCAUUUGUGUAUACAUAAAAUACUAAAUGAAUAUUUUAUGAUAAAAAUAAGAUUUAAUUAUAUUCGAAAUUUAAAAUCAUUUCGUUAUUCAAUCACAUAAAAAGAAAUUCAUUUUUAUAUUAAUUUAUAAAAUGUUUUCUUUGCCUUUAAAUUUUUUUUAAAAAUAUGAUAAAAUUUUGUUUACGUACUUAUAAAAAAUAUAAUUUGUUGUUAACUGAAA
Molecule: messenger RNA, 1284 nt
Organism: Apis cerana (Asiatic honeybee)
Lineage: Eukaryota; Metazoa; Arthropoda; Insecta; Hymenoptera; Apidae
Source: RefSeq, a predicted model, not a curated record